AUGGCCCCCGCACCUGCUGAGAGCGCCUCACCGAUUGGCAUUGCCAAUCUGCCCAACCAGCGGCACAAAAUUGUCGCCAAGAGAGGAGCCGCCUUCACGAUCAUGGUUGCUGGCGAGUCCGGUCUGGGCAAGACGACCUUCAUCAACACCCUGUUCUCCACCACUAUCAAGAACUAUGCCGACCACAAGCGGCGACACCAGAAGCAGGUCGACAAGACUGUCGAGAUCGAGAUCACCAAGGCCGAGCUCGAGGAGAAGUUCUUCAAGGUUCGCCUCACCGUCAUUGAUACCCCCGGCUUCGGCGACUAUGUCAACAACAGGGACUCGUGGAUGCCCAUUAUCGAGUUCCUUGACGACCAGCACGAGUCCUACAUGCUUCAGGAGCAGCAGCCCCGCCGCCAGGACAAGAUCGACCUGCGUGUCCACGCCUGCCUGUACUUCAUCCGCCCUACUGGCCACACCCUCAAGCCUCUCGACAUUGAGGUCAUGAAGCGCCUCUGCUCCAGAGUCAACCUUAUCCCUGUCAUCGCCAAGGCUGACACUCUCAGCCCUGCCGACCUGGCCAAGUUCAAGCAGCGCAUUCGUGCCGUCAUUGAGGCCCAGAGCAUCAAGAUCUACCAGCCGCCAAUUGAGGAGGAUGACGAGGCUGCCGCUCAGCACGCCCGCAGCCUGAUGGCUGCCAUGCCUUUCGCCGUUAUCGGCUCGGAGAAGGACGUCAAGACUGGCGACGGCCGCAUCGUCAAGGGCCGCCAGUACUCGUGGGGUGUCGCCGAGGUCGAGAACGAGGACCACUGCGACUUCAAGAAGCUGAGGUCAAUCCUCAUCCGCACCCACAUGCUCGACCUUAUCCACACCACCGAGGAGCUGCACUACGAGGCCUACCGCGCCCAGCAGAUGGAGACCCGCAAGUUCGGCGAGGCCCGCCCGCGCAAGCUCGACAACCCCAAGUUCAAGGAGGAGGAGGAGGCCCUGCGCAAGCGGUUCACGGAGCAGGUCAAGAUUGAGGAGCAGCGAUUCCGACAAUGGGAGCAGAAGCUCAUUGCCGAGCGCGACCGCCUCAACAAGGACCUCGAACAGACCCACGCCCAGAUCAAGCAGCUCGAGGGCGAGCUGGAGCAGAUGCAGGGCAGCGCCGUCCGCAGCCACGGCCGUCGUUAA
Thyridium curvatum is the source of this 1158-nucleotide messenger RNA. RefSeq lists its product as uncharacterized. The coding region runs from base 1 to 1158 and encodes 385 amino acids. Gene Ontology annotation, biological process: cytoskeleton-dependent cytokinesis. Gene Ontology annotation, molecular function: GTP binding; molecular adaptor activity; GTPase activity. The record is from RefSeq and is a predicted model, not a curated record. NCBI's taxonomy places the organism in Eukaryota, Fungi, Ascomycota, Sordariomycetes, Thyridiales, Thyridiaceae. The transcript has 4 exons. Gene Ontology annotation, cellular component: microtubule cytoskeleton; septin complex; cell division site.